CCACCAUCAGGCACAAGUGGUUUCAUACUCAAACAUGACUGUUAAAGGUACCCAAGGAAGACCAGCCUGCCUGUGGUUUAAAGCCUUCAAAGUUAGUGUUUUGGCUGCCCUCAAGCUUAUCCUGCCAUGUCCCGCUCUUGCACACGCUACUUUGCCUUUUCCCCAUGUUAACCUCCUGACUUACUUGGCAUUUUACUGCACUGAUUCAAAUGGGCUGAACGGCAGUUCCUCCCGGAUGUGAAUGGGUAUCUUCUUCUUCACACAACGCUCAAACUCCAGCCCCCAGGAACAGAAGGUUUGUUUUAUUUUCUUUGCCUUCUCAGUUACAGAGAACAAAAUCAAACUUAUAUUGCACCGAUGCUGAGUACCUGCACUAAGUACAUCCGUCAAUGGCAUUAGAGAGAAAUUACUCUCCCUUCAGAGCUGCUUUACUUGCGUUUAACCAGCCUUUGCUGUCACUCCUGUCGAUAUCAUCAUAGCUGUUAUAUCAUGCACUUUAUAUCAUCACACAUUUGGGUUAUAUAUGCUAAUGCAUGUCAUAAAGUAUAUGAUAUAAAAUAUCGAUUUGCUAGAGAACAAUUAUUCUUUCACAUCACUUCGGAAAUGUAUUUUAUAGAAGUAUUCUUUUUAAUGGUAACUUUUGCAGAUGAUUUAGAAUGAAAUUGUGAUUCUCACGUGUUUCGGCAGUGUUUGGACAAACCACUACCGUGCCCCGAUGUGCAGGGCAGCUGUGCUAUCCCAGUGCUCAUUUCCAGCCAGGAAAACCCUCAAGCACCCUCUUCCAUCCCUCCAUCAGCUGCUCCCCAUGUUCUGGGCACUGCAACGGUGGUGGUUGCAGGGCACUGUCUGGCCCUCGGAGCCUUGCUGACCCUCGUGAGAGGGGGAAGCUGAGUUUUGCCUCCAUCCCAGCUUCUCAAUUUAAACAGGCACUGGCACAGUGCGAUUUCCCUUCAGCUGUCCUAUCCGCAUGAGGAGCUGCUUCUUGAGACACGUUAUGAUGUGUUCAGGUGCUGCAGCGUGUGUUUGAGACGUGCCCUUUCCUCCUCCAAAGCUGUUUGAACGCCUGUUUCGGGGUGCAGGCAGAGAUGCCGACACCACAGGGCCCUGCAGCAGGAGGGGAGGCCGGGGGGGACCCCCUCCUCUGCCCCCAGGAUCCCAGACGUUGGGGUUGGUUUGCUGGUGAAUAAAAGCCCUUUGUCUUAGGUCAGACACUGAGCCAGGAGCGCCUGUCCCGUGACAUGAGGUGACGCAGGUGCUGACGGUGCUGGCAGCCCUCCCGCCCCAGGUCGCCUUCCUCCUGCUCUGCCUCUCAGCAGAGCCCCUUUCCCCUCCCUGCUGCGGUGCGGUGCGGUGGGUCCGGCCGGGAGGCUGACGCAGUACGGCCUGCCCUCCUCCAUCGGUAUUUGCUCUGGUGCCAGGAGGGACGGUUCUAAAGCUCCGGCUGACGCAGGGAGCUCCGGCCUCGCACCUCCCCUCCCGGGGCUGAUGUGUGCCACUGAUGGUGCCGGUGGCCGGUGCGGACCAUGAGGGACCGGCUGGCGGAGCUGCAGCAGCGAGCCGCGGCCGAGGGCAACCCGCAUGAGGAUGCUCUGUGCUUCGACAACCCGGUGUUCGCUGCGGACGACGCCAGCCCCGUCAGCCGGGCGCUGCGGGAGGCAGCCGAGCUCUGGCGGGCACUGGACCGGCUGGAGGAGCUCUCGGAGAGCAUCAACAGGACGCAGCAGACGGUGCUGUGCUGCACCUCCGCGGAGAGCAUCGCCCGCGAGAAGACGGGGCUCGGCACUGCCAGAGCCGCCUUCACCCGCGAGGCCAUGGCCCUGCAGCCCCAGCUGGGCGCUCUGCCGGCAGCACCAGGGGAUGGGACGGGGCAAGCGGGGCCCCGCGUCCGCCAGACCCAGCAGUGGCUGCUGCUGCGGCGGUACCGCGCCGUCCUCGCCCGCCACUACGCCCGGGAGAGCCGCUACCGGCAGAGGCUGAAGGAGCAGCUCGAGAGGCAGGCGGAGCUGGCGGGCAUUGACCUGGGCACCGAGGACUUGGACCAGCUGGCCAAGAGCCCCGAGGUGCCCCGCAUCGUGGGCAGGGACCUGGAGGCGGUCAAGGCCAAGCAGCACCUCGCCAUGGCCCAGGCGCGCCAGCGGCAGCUCCUCGACCUGGAAGCGCAGAUGGCGGAGCUGCACGGGCUCUUCCUGCGGCUGGAGGGGCUGCUGGCCGAGCAGCACGGGGCCGCCGACAGCGUGGAGCACCACGUCCUGCGCACCCUCGACUACAUCACCCAGAGCAGCGGCGAGGUGAAGAAAGCCUUCAAGUACGAGCGGCCAUCGCGGCUCUCGGCCCUGCUGACGACUGCGCUCAGCAUCUGCGCCUGCUGCGCCUGCCUGCCCUGCCUCAGCGGGACCCUCCGGUGAGCCCGUGCUGCAGCGGGGCGGCUUCACAGCGGCUCUUGCUGA
This is a messenger RNA of Pezoporus flaviventris, 2447 nucleotides long. RefSeq names its product syntaxin-1B-like. Gene Ontology annotation, biological process: synaptic vesicle fusion to presynaptic active zone membrane; intracellular protein transport; exocytosis. Gene Ontology annotation, cellular component: presynaptic active zone membrane; synaptic vesicle; endomembrane system. The record is from RefSeq and is a predicted model, not a curated record. NCBI's taxonomy places the organism in Eukaryota, Metazoa, Chordata, Aves, Psittaciformes, Psittacidae. Gene Ontology annotation, molecular function: SNAP receptor activity; SNARE binding. The transcript has a single exon. Bases 1524 to 2405 code for a protein of 293 amino acids.